GUUUUUUUUUGUUUACAGGAAGUCGUAUUUUUCCUGUGAAGCAAUUUCUACCUGACUCUAACGACACUCGCUUGUUUUCAUCAUGGAAACUCAGAACGGUGACGCCAUGGAACACUCCGGAAACGACACUGCUACGACUUCACCGGAUGACGAGAGGAAGUUAUUCAUCGGUGGAUUGAGCUGGGAAACUACGGAGGCAAACUUGAAAGAAUUCUUCUCCAAGUUUGGCGAAGUCGAUAAUGUCAACUUGAAAACUGAUCCCAACACUGGUCGAUCAAGAGGCUUUGCUUUUGUCGUCUUCAAGAGUUCUGAAUCAGUUGAGGGCGUGCUGAGCUCCGGUGAUCUGACCAUUCAGAACAAGAAAGUUGAGGCGAAACGCGCUAAGGCAAGACAAGGGAAAGUGUUCGUUGGUGGACUUCCCGCUGAAGUAUCCGAGGACGACAUUAAGGCGCACUUCGGCACUUACGGAAAGAUCGUUCUGAUGGAGAUGCCUUUUGACAAGGUCCGCAACCAAAGGAAGGGCUUCUGUUUCAUCACGUUCGAGUCUGAGAAUUCCAUGAAGAAUCUGUUGCAAAGCCCAAAGCAAGUCGUUGGUGGGAAGGAAGUGGACGUGAAGAAGGCGACUCCGAGGAAUGACCAGAUGGGGGGCAUGGGCGGAGGAUUUAUGCGUGGCGCACCGCGUGGUGCCCCGCGCGGCGGCAUGAUGCGAGGUGGACGCGGCGGUAUGGCUAUUCGGGCUACGACAACAGCUACGGAGGUGGCUACGGUAAUGGCUACGAAGGCUAUGGUCAAGCUGCGGGCGGAGGGCGUGGCGCCCCCCGGGGUGCCGGUCGUGGCGGCCCGCGCGGUGGCGGCCGCUUCCAACCAUAUUAAGCCUCCUCCCCUGUCUUGCCCUACCUCUGCCUACGCAGCUCCCGCUGGGAAAAGUGCAUCAUCAACUGACUACGUCUGCUCCUUCUUCAAGUUUUGUACCUUGUCACUCUAA
Messenger RNA from Notodromas monacha, 985 nucleotides. The record is from the annotation of a GenBank genome assembly. NCBI's taxonomy places the organism in Eukaryota, Metazoa, Arthropoda, Ostracoda, Podocopida, Cyprididae.